AUGGCCAGCAAUGACCCGUCCCUAGCUCACCGCCAGGGAGCAGCUUCAUCCAGAUCGCUGGGUCAGCAUGGUGCCUCGCCGCAGACAGGCAGGGCUGGUGGCGCUGGGUCCGGUGCUGGCGGUAGCGUCGGCUUCACAGGUGGUAUUGGUGGAGGAGCAGGACUAGGAGCGCCGGCAGGAGGAGACUCGUCGAGUUUGAGCCCUCCCGGAGGGACAGGCCAGCAGCAUCAGCAGCAGGAGCAAGGUGGUCCACCCGGGCCUGGGGGCUCAAAGCCCAUUCGCCGCCGUAUGCGCAUGAUCACAUCGUGCCUCGAGUGUCGGCGACGGAAGCUGAAAUGCAAUAAAUCCCAGCCGUGUACCAACUGCCUGAAGUUCUCUCGGGACUGUUUGUAUCUGGGCCCCAAGCUCGAUGAGGCGAGCCAGUUGCGCCUCACUGAGAUCAAGGAGAAAGCCGGCGCUUUGGAACGGCAACUGGAGCGUGACGUCGCCAAGACUGGCACCAAGGGCUUCUAUCAACAGCGGUUCUUAGUCGAUGACGUCGAGGAAGAGUACGACGAGGAACGUGACCUGGAGAUUACUCCCAUGGUUGCAUUGGACCUGACUUAUGAGGACGACGCCGACGGCACAGACGAUAUCAUCGAUCUUGGCAUCCAAGUGGGUAAGAUGCGCAUUACAGAACGUAUUGGUGGUUUGAAUAGACCCCGAAUCUCAGAAGAGGUGUUCAACCAGGGCUACGAACCUCGGGCAUCAAUUCAAGCGAUUGUGUUCGCCGCGUGGUUCAGUGCGGCUGUUUCAAUGGAGGAGUCAGUCAUUAAUAGAGAGUUUGGCUUCACCAAGAUGAAUCUCAUGGAGAACAUGAAGAUUGGAACCGAAGCGGCUCUGAGCAAGGCCAAUUUCUUGAGGACGACAAGAGUCGAGACAAUGCAAGCUUUUGUCAUGUAUAUGAUACCCUUAUGCCGAGCUGAGGUAUCUCGAGCUCACUCUGUUCUUGUGGGUGCUGCUGUUCGCAUGGCAGAAUGUAUGGGAUUGCAUCGUGAUGGUGAGGCCUAUGGCCUCAAUCCCCUAGAGACUCAUAUACGCCGUCUCAUCUGGCACCAACUCUGCUUCCUGGAUAUCCGCACAUGUGAGGCCCAGGGUCCAAAACCGGCUAUCAGGAGGGAAGACUAUGACACCAAGCUGCCUAUCAACUGCGAAGAGGAUGAAUUGACACAUGCGCAAUACCCCCCAGAGCCGGCUGAGCACUGGACUUCCACGCUUUUGCCCCUGAUGCGCUUCGAGAUCAAUGAGAUGAUGCGCAUUAUCUGGACUGACAGGCGAAAGCUGGAGAACCGUAAGACAACUCUCACAGCAGUCCUGACGAAGAUUGAAAACUUCCGCAAGCGAAUGUUCGAAAAAUAUGAUCGCUUCCUGGACGACAUGGUACCUAUCCAGCGAUAUGCUAAGCUGGUUAUGCAUCUCCUCAUGUAUCGACUCCAUGCCAUGACACUACACCCUUAUCACGCGAACACAACCAACCCCAUGCCAAGCCGCCUCAACAGUGUGUUGAUUAUGAGCGGUAUCAUGAUCAUCGAAAUCGCCAUUCAAUUAGAGACUAACGCACUCUUCCGUGACUGGGCUUGGUACAUCGGUGCAUACCAGCAAUUCCAGAUAGCGUUGCUACUUGCCACGGAGAUCUAUUACCGUCCCACCAACAAGGAGGCUGACCGUAUUUGGGCCUGUCUGGACUAUGUGUUCGGUAUGGACCGUAAUAUGCGACCUGAAGAGAAAGGUCGCCGCAUCCUGAUGGAGAUCAUGGGCAAAACAGCCGUGUACAUGGGUAUGCGCAAGAUGCGUGCCCCGACUGGCAUCAACAAGGCUGUCCCGGAAAAGCAAGCUGUCAAGAAUGAUUCAACAGGCAUGCAUCCCCAGUAUGCUCCUCCGCAACAUCAGCCGCAGCAGCAACCACAACAACAACAGCGGAUGGCUGCUCCUCCCGAGUUCAAAUCGGAGCCCGGCAUGGGGCCGCCUCCUCCCAUGCCCCCUAUGAUGCCAGGUAUGCCGCCCGGUAUGAUGCCUCCCGGCGGUCCUCAGAUGCCCGGAGGUAUGCCGAUGCAGAUGCCACCACCCGGUCCGCCUCCAAACAUCGUCUUUGCCGGUGUGUCCAACGGUGAGGUACUUUGGAGUAUGCCUCAGGGCAAUGCCGACAGCCCAGAGAACAGUAGCGAUGGUGGCUCUGUCGGUGGCGGCGCUCAGAGGCAAGGUAGCAUGGCGAUGCCGCCUGGUCCCAUAGACGCCAUCGAUUGGAACUCUUACCAAGACGCCAUCAACGCACUGUUCCCGCACGACCCAAAUACCGGUGACUUUGCUGGAUUCGUCGACCCGACCAUCGGGAUGAAAUGGCAUUAG
This is a messenger RNA of Phaeoacremonium minimum UCRPA7, 2385 nucleotides long. RefSeq names its product putative fungal specific transcription factor domain-containing protein. The transcript has 4 exons. Gene Ontology annotation, molecular function: DNA binding; zinc ion binding; DNA-binding transcription factor activity, RNA polymerase II-specific. NCBI's taxonomy places the organism in Eukaryota, Fungi, Ascomycota, Sordariomycetes, Togniniales, Togniniaceae. The coding region runs from base 1 to 2385 and encodes 794 amino acids. Gene Ontology annotation, biological process: regulation of DNA-templated transcription; DNA-templated transcription. The record is from RefSeq and is a predicted model, not a curated record.